Panicum virgatum (switchgrass) is the source of this 2172-nucleotide messenger RNA. RefSeq names its product protein ACCELERATED CELL DEATH 6-like. Bases 40 to 2085 code for a protein of 681 amino acids. Gene Ontology annotation, cellular component: plasma membrane. The record is from RefSeq and is a predicted model, not a curated record. NCBI's taxonomy places the organism in Eukaryota, Viridiplantae, Streptophyta, Magnoliopsida, Poales, Poaceae. The transcript is spliced from 3 exons. Gene Ontology annotation, molecular function: protein phosphatase 1 binding; protein phosphatase regulator activity.
ACUCGGUAACCAGGCACUCAGGCAGCUGAAGCCACCGCGAUGUGUUCCAUGAAUCCCUUGCUGCUAGCAUCAGCAUGCUUUGGCUCCUGGAGGGCACUGAGCUUUCUUCUCAAUAGGCAAGAUCAUUACGGGCCACCAACGGAUGCCGUGGCAGCCCAAGCAUUCACUGAAUUGCUCGAGGGCGACGACACCUCAAGCCCGCCGCCGCAGCAGGAAGCUUCUGACGUCGAAGAAGGCGCCGAUCACACGGCGACGACGGGGGCGUGGCCUCCUACUGCUGCACCGCCGCUUCUGGAGGGUGUCACCGUCGACGGCGACACGGCACUACACGUGCUGGCUACCUGUGGAGACGGCGACAUCUUCUUGAGGAGCGCUGACAUCGCCUACCGCCGGGCCAGCUACCUCCUGGCCGCACAGAACGGCAAGGGCGACACACCCCUGCACUGUGCUGCCCGAGCUGGGAGGCCCAGAAUGGUCGCUCGUCUCAUCGCUCUGGCCAGCGGCGGCGAGGACGGCGGGGGCGGCAGCGGAGAGAGGCUCAAGGAAGUCGUGAGGAAGGAGAAUGAGAGGAAGGAGACCGCCUUGCACGACGCCGUCCGGCAUGGUAGCAAGCACACGGUAGACCUCAUGGAGGCUGAUUCGGAACUGGCUUUGUUUCCUAAACAAGGCACGUCGCCAUUGUAUCUGGCCGUCUUGCUAGAACGCCUCGACAUUGCCAAGUCUCUGUAUGUCAUGAGUAGUGGGAAUCUUUCUUAUUCUGGACCUAAUGGGCAAAAUGCACUGCAUGCUGCUGUUCUUCGAGGCCAAGAGAUGACAAGAAUGCUACUGCGAUGGAACAUUGGCCUGACAACGCAAGGGGAUGAAAAAGGCAGCACGCCCCUUCAUUUCGCAACAUCAAUGCUGCGCCCAAAACCUGUAAACUACUGGAUCCACCGCCCUUGGAUCAGUGGUAUUUGGCAUCCAGACAUGCCAUUCGAACAGGUGCUGCAAGCCAACCUAGCCCCAAUGUUUCAGUCAGAUAACGAGGGGCUAUUCCCAGUGCACGUUGCUGCCAGUAUAGGAUCGAACAAGGCCGUUGUCAGAUUUCUGCACAAGUGUCCCAACAUCGCUGGGCUGCGUGACACUAGAGGAAGAACUUUCCUUCACGUCGCUGUCGAGAAGAAGCGAUGGCAUGUAGCCUCGCAUGCUUGCAAAACUCCGUCGCUGUCGUGGAUUUGGAACAUGCAGGAUAAUGAUGGGAACACUGCGCUACACUUGGCAGUAAAACUUGGGUUUCAGGACAUAUUUUGCUUACUCUUGGGGAACCUGCAGGUGAACUUAAAUAUAACCAAUAACAAUGGGGAAACUCCUCUGGACCUGUCGGAUAGUAAUAUUUGUGAUGGAUCUUUUUGUUCGUGGAAUCCCAGAUUCUUGAUCAACAGCGCAUUAAAGUUCUGUCAUGCUAAGCACGGUAACCGUCGGAUGGAUCACUUUGAAGAAAAGUGCAUUAAGCCACUGGAUGAGAAGGAAGAAUCAAAGAAGAUGACAAGUUCCACGCAGACUUUGGGCCUCGGUUCAGUGCUCAUGGCGAGCGUGGCAUUUGCUGCAAGUUUCACUCUACCUGGAGACUAUGGUGACGGUGGCAAGCCAAAUCUGUCUGGGAGGUACGUCUUUGACGCGUUCAUCGCCGCCAACUCGCUGGCGUUCGCUUGCGCCGGCAUGGCUACCGUCAACCUCAUGUACUCUGGGACAGCGAUCGUCGAUGUCCCGUUGCGCAUCUGGCACUUCGACAUAGCCAUGUUCUUCGCGUUUGGUUCCGUCACAAGUCUGGGCACGGCCUUUGCGUUAGGCUUGUACGUCACUCUGGCUCCGGUAGCUUAUAUGACUGCGACUGCGAUCUGUGUGGUGGCGUCUGUUGUGUCUCUCUGCGCGUUCAUGGACCCCUUGCGAGGCCGCGCAGUAGCAAGAGCGUUGUAUGCUAGAAUGGGGAAUCAGGCGUUGCUCAUUUUUGCACGCAUUAUCAUCCUCCGAGGAGCAAUGGUCUAUUGGCCCUUGGUAACAAGCUUCAUUUCGGCAGCGAUUUCAGCUAAACAUCGCCAGAAAUGAUCGCCAUCAAACAUACCUGGGACGGAGGUGAUGAAGAUAUGAAAUGGGAAAAUUAUGUUCCAUACGUGUGUUGUAACGGAAUGGAUA